Molecule: messenger RNA, 560 nt
Organism: Melanaphis sacchari
Lineage: Eukaryota; Metazoa; Arthropoda; Insecta; Hemiptera; Aphididae
Exons: 4
Coding region: 1-444 (147 amino acids)
Source: RefSeq, a predicted model, not a curated record
AUGGCUGGUCGAAAAGCUGUUAUCCCAUCUCAGACAGUCGUGGAAGCAAUUCUUCAGUUUAAAGAUCGGAUAGUAACCGAAGUCAACGGUGAUAAAAAUGAAUGGAAACAAAUUGAGCCUCAUCAAGUGUUUUAUAAAUUGAAUGAUAAAUCGCGGACCUUACAAAACUCAAGAUCAUACAACGCUUUGCCUAAAAACAUGUGGACACCCAUACUUGCAGAACAUUUUUGGGUCCAUACACAAUUGCCAUGCUGUUUAUCUUUUCGUAGGGCCAAAGUUUAUCCUACUGGAUCAACUUAUAUAGUUGUAAUUGGGCGAUGCAAAAUUUGUAAUUCGCAGUUUAAAGGAGUAGUUGAAGACAAACCAUCAGGAAACUCCAGGAUCAGCGAAAACAGCCGAUUUGACAUCAAUAUUAAACGAAGGAUUGUCGUGCGAAACAUUUAGAGAAAGAGAAGCUGGACGGUUAAUGAAAAUAGGUACCAUAAAAGCCAAAAGGAAGGCAUAAGGUCUGUUUUAUAAAUUAUUUUUCACAAGAUUUUGACUAAAUUAUUUAAUAUUUU